Molecule: messenger RNA, 1359 nt
Organism: Didymodactylos carnosus
Lineage: Eukaryota; Metazoa; Rotifera; Eurotatoria; Philodinida; Philodinidae
Source: the annotation of a GenBank genome assembly
AUGACAAAAAAUGUAUUAAUUGGCAGUGGAAUUGUAGCAGGAUUAGUGAUUGUUGCAGCUGUUGUGAUACCAAUAGCAAUCAUCUUCAGCACAAACUCAGUGGCAAUGACAACAACCACAACGACCACUGCACCGGUGGUUCUUGCUUACUGGAAUAUGGAGGGUAAUGGACGCGACUUAUACGGCAAUUAUAAUGCAUCAGCGAACGGUGCCGGAUAUACUUUCGCAUCAUCAGGAUUCUAUGGUGGUUCAUAUUUUUCCACAAACAGUUUAAACAGUUAUUUGCAAGUGCCUGCCUCAUCCUAUUUUGAUUUAAAUUCUCGAAGUUUUACAUUUGAAGCAUGGAUUUAUUCUUACUCCCUAACGAAUGAUCAACCAUUAUUUAGUCAAUGCACAUGCACUAGUUGCACAAACCAAUGUUUAUUUUUGGUAAUUCGAAGUAGUAAAUUAUAUAUGGGUUUUAAUUUUAAUGAUUUACCCGGUUCAACAACAUUGUCUACGUCGAUAUGGUACCAUGUCGCUUUCGUUUACAAUUAUCAAACGUCUCAACAAAUUAUUUACCUUGAUGGUGUCCAGGAUGCAAUUCGUUCGAAUGUAUCCCCCUAUCUCGGAACAAAUGGAUCAAUAUAUUUCAGUUAUUCACUACUCUUACCAUCGAAUUAUUACUACGGUUUGAUCGAUAACGUACAACUGACUACACGUGCAAAAAGCACAUCGGAAAUAUUAAAUGAUGCUACUCAAGUAUUUUAUUUUUCAUUCGAUCAACCAAGUCCCUACUAUGACAACGGUCCAAAUGGUUUAAAUGCAACAACUACUAGCGGUUUAGUACCUACAUCUGGGCAUGUUGGACAAGCCCUUCGCUGGACAAGCAGUAGCAGUUACAUGCAAAUAUACUGUUUUCCCGGAGUUGGUUGGCCUUCCAGUAAGUCGUUUACGUUUGCUAUAUGGAUAUAUCCUUCAUCUAUAACUGGCGGUGUUCUCGUGUAUAGUAUUCAGGGAUAUUCGAUGCUUGGCUUAACGUACAUUGGACAGAUAGUUGGCCAACUUCAACAAGCAAGUCCUGUGAAUGUUUGGGAAAGUAUAUUUGGUCCUUUUCUCCAAAUUAAUACUUGGACUCAUGUGGCAUGCACAUUUAGCGUAACAAAUGGUUUUAUUUUAUAUGUUAAUGGUGCAGCACAAGGUAAAAUAACGGGUUAUGUCACGUACUAUUUUAAUUACAAUCUCCAAAUUAUCCAGCUAGGAACUAGUAGUAGUGGUGGUAACAUACCAUCCUAUGGCUAUCAGGGAUCAAUGGAUGAAUUGUAUGCUUAUAGACGGGAACUAAGUUCCUCAGAAAUAUUAGCAUUAGCUAGUGUAUAA